This is a messenger RNA of Cucurbita moschata (crookneck pumpkin), 664 nucleotides long. Its product is annotated as photosystem I reaction center subunit VI, chloroplastic-like. The coding region runs from base 64 to 498 and encodes 144 amino acids. NCBI's taxonomy places the organism in Eukaryota, Viridiplantae, Streptophyta, Magnoliopsida, Cucurbitales, Cucurbitaceae. Gene Ontology annotation, cellular component: photosystem I reaction center; photosystem I; chloroplast thylakoid membrane. Gene Ontology annotation, biological process: photosynthesis. The transcript has 3 exons. The record is from RefSeq and is a predicted model, not a curated record.
CUCCACCUCCUAUCUCAACCUGGCAACUCCAAGUUCCUUCCUUUUCCAACCAAGAAGGCAACAAUGGCUUCCUUAACAACACUAGCCGCCGUUCAGCCGGUUGCCGUAAAGGGUCUUGGUGGAAGCUCCCUUGCCGGGACCAAGCUGCCCCUCAGGCCCUCUCGCCAGACCUUGACGCCCAAGAACUUCAAGGCUGGUGCUGUGGUGGCUAAGUAUGGUGACAAAAGCGUUUACUUUGAUUUAGAGGAUUUGGGUAACACUACUGGACAGUGGGAUUUGUAUGGAUCUGAUGCUCCUUCACCUUACAAUUCUCUUCAGAGCAAAUUCUUCGAGACCUUUGCUGCUCCAUUCACCAAGAGAGGACUGUUGCUCAAGUUCUUGCUACUAGGUGGUGGUUCCACUUUAGCUUAUUUCAGUGCCACUGCCCCAGAUGACGUUCUUCCAAUCAAGAAAGGACCUCAACUUCCACCCAAACUUGGGCCGCGUGGCAAGAUCUAAUUCGCUUUCGAAUCGGGUUUUUGUUGUAUGUAAAUUUUCUCUCUUAACUUACCAGCAUGUUUCAAAGAUACCAUUUGGGAGUGUUAUUUGAGCCAUUGUUAUUAUGUGAUCAAUGUGGUCUUUGCCAGUUUGCCCUGCAGAAGAAACAAAUUCAAAAUACUCCAAA